Molecule: messenger RNA, 1265 nt
Organism: Durusdinium trenchii
Lineage: Eukaryota; Dinophyceae; Suessiales; Symbiodiniaceae
Source: the annotation of a GenBank genome assembly
CUGAAUGGUGAGUCAAAGGAGGAGACGCUGAAUCUGAAUAUGUUUUGAAUAGCUUCUUGACAAUGGUCCUCUUCAAAAAGCACAGCUCAAAGAUGCUGUGCUACCGUACAAUCAACAUCGAGAAGAGGCUGUAGGUGAUUCACACCUUUUCGGCUUGGAAACAGGUGACUUAGUAGUAGACUGCUGUCCUUGGCUGAGCGCUGCCUCGCCACAUCGAUGGCGCAAAAGGACCAUGUCGACCAUGUCUCCUUGCUCCAGAUGCCUGAGCACGCUUUUCUGAUGAUUCAAGCAGCUGCUGGAGAUCCUUCUAGUGUGUGUGCUUUGGAGACUCUUGCACGGUCUGUUCCACGGCCAACGGAGCUAGCAUGGUCAGCUGUUCUAGAGGAGCUCUUCCCCUCGUUGUUUCUGAGGCUCGUCGGCGAGGAAUUCUCAGGGAGCUUCAAGCAGGUCUACGCCCGCCGUGCUCGUCGAGCAGAAGAAUGGCGCCGCCGCAAGAGAGUGCCAGCAGACGAGAAGACCGAAAAGCAGCUUUACACCGCUUUGCCAGCGCCCACCAAGAAACCACACAAUAAGCUGCUUUUUGCCGACAACCGGCAGGGGCCGCUAGCUGACAGCACUUUAGGUUUGAAGGCUUGCGGCCGCUGUGGCGAGAAGUAUACCCCAUCAACCAAUCGCACGGGCCAUUGCCGCUAUCACGAGGGCGUGCUGCUUCCAUUCGGCCCAGAGUCUGCCAGUAUGACCCGCAAGGACCAACAGCAGAUCAACAAGUGUGGUCGAUUCGCUUUGCGAAAGUGUGGCGGGGUGGCUGGGCGCCGAUCCCGCAGAGGAGGUCAUUGGUCUAAAGGCUUGGGAUUGCCUGCGACGCUGGCAGGAAAGGUCAUGGUGUGGGAAGAUGUUUGUGUGGCGCCUGGCGAGGUUCUCUGCGCAUGGUCAUGCUGCUCCCAAGUUGGUUUGUUUGCUGAUGGCUGCACAAGUGGCAGUCACAGGCCUUCAUAACGGAUGCAGCCAAUCUUUGUACAUAGAAGACCUCUGGCAGGGAGCCUCCUACUAUGCGACAAAUUGGCAAGCUUGAAGUCGAUCUUUGGUGAUUUCCAAAUGGGACCAUUGAUCUUCGCUUGCCGAACAGCACUGGCAUGCUUGAUAAACAAGCGUGCAGUUGCCAAUGCAAAUUGUUUGAGUAAUAUUUGAUAUUUUGAUCCGUUUGCUGUCAUUGUUUGGUUUGCUGCUGCAACAGUCAGUCCAUAGACAAAGAUGCAACUGCGGCU